Messenger RNA from Conger conger (European conger), 755 nucleotides. RefSeq names its product sarcolipin. Gene Ontology annotation, molecular function: enzyme regulator activity. The record is from RefSeq and is a predicted model, not a curated record. The transcript has 2 exons. Lineage: Eukaryota; Metazoa; Chordata; Actinopteri; Anguilliformes; Congridae. Gene Ontology annotation, cellular component: membrane. Bases 247 to 345 code for a protein of 32 amino acids.
UUGCCUACUUUAGGACCAUCUGGGCUUGGUCCAGCCCAGAAGAACUAGGGAUAGAGUGCCACCAGGAACUCCUACCUAUUGCUGAGGGUCUCCACUCUGCCAACUACAACACCAGGUGCCCACUCAACCCUGCGCACCCAACCCUGACUCCAACCAGAUUCUGUCAGAACAGUCGUUUUGCGUGACACCGGAGUCUCACAGUAGACCCACCCUAUCGCCUCCUCUGAUCACCCCCGCUCUGCCAAGAUGGACCGGUCCGUGCAGGAACUCUUCCUCAACUUCAUGAUUGUCUUAAUCACCGUGAUGCUCAUGUGGCUUCUGGUCAAGUCCUACCAGGAAGCAUGAGUUCCAGGAUCUGCUGGGUGGGGGGAGCCCUUUUUGGCUAGGAUCCCCACCAUAAGACCAGGAGGGAAAGCCAUGCAGGGCGUCAGAGCUUUGACACAGUGGGGCUGCGUCAAGAUCCAGCACACUCUCGCUCAUCCACUGGCUUAUCCUGAGCUUCUCAAUGUUCAAAUGAUUUUCACGUUUGUGUUAAAAAAUAACCUAAAUUUCUAAUUGAACUUUGAUUGUGUUUAUUUGAUAAAGAGCCAAAUUCGUAUUGUGUUCGUUUUUGCUUACUUAAAUAAAUGUAUACGUAUGAACUAUACAUAGAAAAUGCAGAUCCAACAGAACAGUGAACUACAAUAAACAUGUGAUUCUGAAUCUGAACAUUCUGUUUACAGUUUUUAAAAUAAAAGUUGUCAUCUUUAAUACUA